Molecule: messenger RNA, 2050 nt
Organism: Suncus etruscus (white-toothed pygmy shrew)
Lineage: Eukaryota; Metazoa; Chordata; Mammalia; Eulipotyphla; Soricidae
Gene: CREB3L1
Product: cAMP responsive element binding protein 3 like 1
Exons: 12
Coding region: 40-1596 (518 amino acids)
Biological process (GO): regulation of transcription by RNA polymerase II
Molecular function (GO): DNA-binding transcription factor activity, RNA polymerase II-specific; cAMP response element binding
Source: RefSeq, a predicted model, not a curated record
UUGGCCAGCGUCCAGGCAGGAGCUCCGGGGCCCGGCGCGAUGGACGCGGUGUUGGAGCCCUUCCCAGCCGACAGGCUGUUCCCGGGAUCCAGUUUCCUGGACCUGGGGGACCUGAACGAGUCGGAUUUCCUCAACAGUGCGCAUUUUCCUGAGCACCUGGACCACUUCGUAGAGAACAUGGAGGAUUUCUCCAAUGACCUGUUCAGCAGCUUCUUUGACGACCCGGUGCUGGCCGACAAGAGCCCUCUCCUGGACAUGGAGCUGGACGCGCCCACGCCGGGCAUCCAGGCGGAGCACAGCUAUUCGCUGAGCGGAGACUCUGCACCCCAGAGUCCCCUGGUACCCAUCAAAAUGGAGGACACUACCCAGGAAGUGGAACACGGAGCCUGGCUGCUGGGACGCAAACUCUGCUCAGUCAUGGUGAAGCAGGAACAAACCCCGGAGCUGCCUGUAGAUCCACUAACCAUGGCCACCACUGCUGCAGCCACUGCCGUGGGCCCUGCCCCGCUGCUGGGCCUCAGCCCCCUGUCCAGGUUGCCCAUUCCCCACCAGGCACCAGGCGAGAUGACUCAGCUGGCAAUGAUCAAAGCAGAGCCCCAGGAGGUGAAUCAGUUCCUCAAAGUGACACAAGAGGACCUGGUGCAGAUGCCACCAACGCCCCCCAGCAGCCAUGGUAGUGACAGCGACGGCUCCCAGAGUCCCCGCUCUCUGCCCCCCUCCAGCCCUGUCCGGCCCCUGGCCCGCUCCUCCACGGCCAUCUCCAGCUCCCCACUCCUCACCGCCCCACACAAACUGCAGGGGACUUCGGGGCCGCUCCUUCUGACGGAGGAGGAGAAGCGAACCCUGAUCGCCGAGGGGUAUCCCAUCCCCACCAAACUCCCGCUCACCAAAGCUGAGGAGAAGGCCUUGAAGAGGGUCCGGAGGAAAAUCAAAAACAAGAUCUCCGCCCAGGAGAGCCGCCGAAAGAAGAAGGAAUACGUGGAGUGUCUAGAAAAGAAGGUGGAGACGUUUACAUCAGAAAACAAUGAACUGUGGAAGAAGGUGGAAACCCUGGAGAAUGCCAACAGGACCCUGCUUCAGCAGCUGCAGAAACUCCAGACUCUGGUCACCAGCAAGAUCUCCAGACCGUACAAGAUGGCUGCCACCCAGACAGGGACCUGCCUCAUGGUGGCUGCCCUGUGUUUUGUCUUGGUGCUCGGCUCCCUCGUGCCCUGCCUCCCGGAGUUCUCCUCCAGCCCCCACACCGCAGAAGAGCACGCCACAGCUGACAGCGUCUACACUGACAGUCAGAUGCCAUCCCGGAGCCUCCUGUUCUACGACGAGGGCCCCAGCUCCUGGGAGGAUGGUCGUGGGGCCCUGCUGCCUGUGGAACCCCCAGAAGGUUGGGAAAUCAAACCCGGGGGGGCAGCCGAGCAGCGACCUCAGGAGCCCCUGAAGCACAACCACCAGGAUAGCUCCCAUGAGACCACCAAAUACCUUGGCGAGGCUUGGCCCAAAGACCUCGGGGCCAACGGCUCCAGCCCCGACUUCUCACACCCCAAGGAGUGGCUCCAUGAGAGGGACCUGGGCCCAAACACAACGGUCCAACUCUCCUAGACGACCAGAACAUGGGACCCAUCAGGACAACAACUUGCCACUAACCCGAACUGGGCUAGUUCCUGCCUCCUGAAAAAGGGUUGCACACCUCCAUCGUCCACCGUCCUCCUUAGCCCCAGAUCUUAGCUGGGCCAACCCCCUACACACACACACACACACACACACACACACACACACACACACACGCCUCCCCCCCCCCAAUUUGGAUUGUUCCCUUGGGCUAACCACUCUCUCCCCGCCCCUCCCCUCUGUCCACAAUCCUCUCUUCUCAGAGCAACCACUCAUCCCCAUUAUCCAAAAUACCCAUAAGAGACCACUGCCCCCCACCAAAGAUACCCCACCCCUACUGUACAGAGACCAAAACCAGAAAUUGUUUGUAAAUAAUGACCUUAUUUUUUAUUAUUGCCAACCCUAAGAUAUUGUAUUUUACCUUUUCCCUCUGCCCUGAAGCCCA